Molecule: messenger RNA, 1559 nt
Organism: Ananas comosus (pineapple)
Lineage: Eukaryota; Viridiplantae; Streptophyta; Magnoliopsida; Poales; Bromeliaceae
Product: mediator of RNA polymerase II transcription subunit 32
Exons: 2
Coding region: 158-616 (152 amino acids)
Biological process (GO): root development; leaf senescence; regulation of DNA-templated transcription
Cellular component (GO): mediator complex
Source: RefSeq, a predicted model, not a curated record
AGAUUUGGAUACAAAAUUCUUCAUUUACUACGCACAACCAUCUCCUCUCUCUCUCACCUCUCCCCUUUCAAACCCUAGUUCAAAACCCUAGAUCCCCUCUCCUCGUCUCUUCCUCCUCCUCCUCCUCCUCCUCGCCCUGAUCCCCUCUCCAUCACUCAUGGACAGCACCGUGGAGGCGCUGAGCGCCGCGUACCAGGCGUUCGUGGCGGCGGCGGCGGGGGUCCUCGAGGCGCGGGAGCUCUCCGGCGGCCAAAAGACCCCGGCCACCGACGCCGCCCUCGAGGCCUUCAAGCAACGCUGGGAGCUUUUCCGCGUCGCCUGCGACCAGGCCGAGGAGUUCGUCGAGUCCAUGAAGCAGCGCAUUGGCUCCGAGUGCCUCGUCGACGAGGCCACCGGCGCUGCCCCUGCCGCCCCCGCCGCCGCGCCCGGGAUCCCGCCGAUCAGCGCCGUGCGCCUCGAGCAGAUGAGCAAGGCCGUGCGUUGGCUCGUCAUCGAGCUCCAGCACGGAUCCGGUGCCGGCGCGGCCACCGCCGCCGGCGCCGGAGGCACCGCCGCCGCCCAUCCCCAUGGUUCUGCCCCCUUCGACGCCCGAUUCCCCGAGGAUGGGGCUCAGUAGGAACACAAUAUGUAGGCCAUCCAUGCCACGAUAUGACUAAUGCUCGAUCAUGUUCACCAAGUAAGUGUCUAACUUGAUUUGCAUCUAUUGCUUGGUUUUCAUAGAAAAUCUCAAGUAGUGAUGCUAUCACAGUUACUUAUAUCUCUCUUAGGUUUAGUUUUCUGUUCUUGUGCCUUUGUUUUCAGAGUUGCUUCGCGAAGAUCUUGUUCUUAAUUAUGUCUUUUGUUGGUUUCCUGUUUUGCCUUUGUUUAUCACCAUCUGCUCGUUUCAAAAGGUUCUGUUGCUGGUGGAGUUAUUAUGGAUCACUCCUGAAAUGAACCUUUUGAUAACAGCUAUAGUAUUACAACUGUUUAAUUAUAUAUAUGCUAUGUAAAUGUUGUAUAUUUCUUCUGUUUACAUCUCAAAUGCUAUGCCCUCGUCGUACAUAAGAUUUUCACCUCAUAAUAUAAUAUCUCGUUCUUUCUUAAAGUAAUUGAGUCUCUUUCGGCAUCUAAGAAAAAGAUCAGGUCUAAACCCAUAAUGAUGCAGGGAAGGAGAGGAACCUCCACUGUUCUGUCGCCAUUCCGAGUGGGGAGGAACCUCCCUGCAAUAAGUAGGUAUUAUGUGUCUAUUGUCACUGUGAUUCCAUUUUCGGUUUGUGUCGUUGUCGAUGGCAUUCAAAAGCUGGUACAAAUUUUUGAGACCUAAUGGUCCACACAGCAUCACUAGAUGUUGAAAGUGCUACCAACUUUAAUUAUGUCCUUUGUUGGUUUGUAAACACCACUAAGUCACCAAUGCCUAAACCCUCAAAAGGGCAUGGUAAACAUUAGUCAUUCUCUUGUUUAUCUUUUACGAAUUUGAGGAACAGUUCUUGCUUGGUCUGGUUUUGUAAAACAGUGUUUUGCUGAGUUGGGGGAACAACUUUAGAAAAUCAACUUUACUAUUCAAGUAUUUUGUUUGAGAA